Molecule: messenger RNA, 897 nt
Organism: Sclerotinia sclerotiorum 1980 UF-70
Lineage: Eukaryota; Fungi; Ascomycota; Leotiomycetes; Helotiales; Sclerotiniaceae
Product: mitochondrial 54S ribosomal protein YmL10/YmL18
Exons: 2
Coding region: 1-897 (298 amino acids)
Biological process (GO): translation
Cellular component (GO): mitochondrial large ribosomal subunit
Molecular function (GO): structural constituent of ribosome
Source: RefSeq, a predicted model, not a curated record
AUGCCUCCACAAUUAUCAGCGCUCGCCGCGUAUUGUCGCUCAGCGCCGACGUUGGCCACUCCUUUGGCCGCAUUUCUUACGCCAUUUAUGCAAGCUCGGAGCGCUUCGAUUCUUGCAACAUUGUCGGAUAAUCCUGGGGCAUAUAAUAAACGUAUACGAAAAGGUCGAGGUCCGUCAUCAGGCAAGGGAAAGACAUCAGGACGUGGUCACAAGGGUCAGAAGCAGCAUGGAAAAGUACCAGCACGAUUCCAAGGUGGUCAAACACCACAAGACGUCGUUCAUGGUGUGAGGGGAUUUGAGAAUCAAUUUUCCGUUGACAUGUCCCCGAUAAAUCUUAAUCGCAUACAAGAUUGGAUUGACCAGGGCCGACUCGAUCCCACACGACCUAUUACUUUGAAGGAGUUGGCAGAUUCUCGAUGUUUACACGGAGUGAAGGACGGUGUAAAACUACUAGCGAGGGGGAAGGAGGAGUUGAAGACACCAAUCAAUCUCCUGGUAUCACGGGCUUCGGCAGCGGCAAUCGAGGCAGUGGAGGCGAUUGGAGGAACAGUUACAACCAGAUUCUACACAAAACCAGCGAUUAAGAGACUUUUGGCAGGCGAAUCUGUUUCCAGUUCCGUCCCACUUUCAGCAAUCGACGCCCAGUUAGUCAGCGACUCACCAAUCCUCACAGCCGUUUCUGCCGCGUCACCUUUUUCGUACCGCUUACCUGAUCCCACGAGUCGUAAAGAUAUUGAAUAUUACAGAGAUCCGGCGCAUAGGGGAUACUUAAGCCAUCAAGUGGAGGAAGGCCAAGGACCAAGUUUGUUCUUUAGAGCUCCUCGAACUGGAAGUUUCCAAAAGAAGUCGAAGAAAACAGGUACAGCUGCUGCGGCGAGGGAGAACAGGAUCUGGUAG